Messenger RNA from Cordyceps militaris CM01, 1815 nucleotides. RefSeq names its product Fungal specific transcription factor. Gene Ontology annotation, biological process: regulation of DNA-templated transcription; DNA-templated transcription. Gene Ontology annotation, cellular component: nucleus. Gene Ontology annotation, molecular function: zinc ion binding; DNA-binding transcription factor activity, RNA polymerase II-specific; transcription cis-regulatory region binding. The transcript has 2 exons. The coding region runs from base 1 to 1815 and encodes 604 amino acids. NCBI's taxonomy places the organism in Eukaryota, Fungi, Ascomycota, Sordariomycetes, Hypocreales, Cordycipitaceae. The record is from RefSeq and is a predicted model, not a curated record.
AUGAAAGAUGCGCAACCGCCUUGCACCCGCUGCAAGAAGCGUGGGCUGCCGUGCACCGUCAAUCGCAGCCUGCAGAUGCUGCUCGAGAAUGACAAUGUUUGGAAAGGCAAAAUGGAACGGAGAAUCGACCGCAUAGAGGCCGUUCUCCGCACCAGCGCUGCUGGCGACGCCAACGCUGCCGAGAUCCUGCAGCUGCUGGAUGCCGAUGCGGACAGCCCCGACGACACCACCAUGGCCGUGGACGCGGCCGACGACACGGCCCUCGCGUCCGAAGACCCCGAGCGGCGCACCGCACCGCCCGAGGCCCUCAAAGAAGCCAACCCCACCGGCAACAACUGGAGCAUCGUCAUGGACCUCGAGUCGAGCCCAGGCUCCCUCCCGGGCUUCUACAUCUCCCAGGGCGAGUCGCAGCCGCGUCCCGCCCACCGCAGCGACGACAUCAUCUCGCGCGGCAUCAUCACGCCCGACGCCGCCCAGCGCUACUUUGACGCGUACCAGACCCGGCUCGACCACUUCCCCUACCGGAUCCUCGGCGACGGCGGCGCCCAGCGGACGCUCGCCGAUGCGCGCGCCUCCUCGCCGCUGCUCGUCGCCGCCGUGUCCACGGUGGGCGCGCUGCACCUCGCCUCGGCCGACUACCAGGCGUGCUGCGCCGCGUUCCUCUCGCAGUGCGCGUCGCAGACCUUCUCGCGGGACGUGUGCGUCGACGACAUCCGCGCGCUCUGCAUCGGCGCCUUUUGGCUCGGCGAGGUGGCCUGGACGCUCGUCGGCACCGCCGUGCGCAUGGCCACGGAGCUGCACCUGCACAAGAGCUUCUUCAAGGCGCUGCGCGGCGACAAGCAGGCCUACCUCCACGCCCGCCUGUACUACCUCGUGUACAUUUGCGACCACCACUUCAGCAUCCCGUUUGGCCGCCCGCCGCUGACGCGCCAGUGCGAGGCCGUCCGCAGCGUGCGCCGCUUCCUCGACCUCCCGCACACGACCGAGGACACGGCGCGCCUCGUCAGCCACGUCCUGCGCUGGACCGUGCUCUCCGACGCCGUCGACUCGUUUGGCGUCGACGUCAACCAGCCGCUCGCCAACGCGGACCUGCCCGCCCUCCGCCGGUACAACAUCGCCAUGGACACGCUGCGCGCCGAGUGGAUGGAGCGCUUCGCACCGAACCCGCACAUUGGCAACUACCCCCGCAAGGGCGUCGCGCUGCAGUACCACUUCUCCAAGCUGUACCUGUGCUCGCACGCCUUCCGCGGCAGCGCCACCCGCGCCGCGCGCAUGCAGACCCAGUCGCCCGACGUCAUGCUGGAGCUCGACGACAUUGCCAACGGCGCCGUGCGCUCCGCCAUGGCCAUCCUGCGCUCCGUCAACGCCGACGAGGAGCUGCAGUCCUUCUUCGACGGCCUGCCCAUCUACUUUGGCACCAUGCUCGCCUUCUCCGUCGUCUUCCUGCUCAAGGUCUCGGCCAAGUACUUUGGCUUCGUCCAGGUCGACGCCCGCGAGAUCCGCCCCCUCAUUGCCGAGACGGUCGCCGCGCUCGAAAAGGUCACGGCCAAGAUGCACAGGCGCCAUCUGCUCGUGAGCAUGACAAAGGGCAUGCGCGGGCUGGUGCAGAAGAUGAAGCUCCAGGACGCCCCGGAACCGGUUGCUGUGUCUGGGGUUGACGCGGCCGAUGCGCAGCCGGCGCUGCAGGAUCCGACGCUGAGCUUGCCGGCCGAGGAGAAUGAUGUCAUGAGCAUGUUUGGGGAGCCGGCGAGUAACUUUUUCAUGGGCACCUAUGACUUUCUCAUCGACCAAGCAGACCUUUCCGAGUUUCUUUAA